This is a messenger RNA of Kockovaella imperatae, 4707 nucleotides long. RefSeq lists its product as hypothetical. Gene Ontology annotation, molecular function: RNA binding. The record is from RefSeq and is a predicted model, not a curated record. The transcript is spliced from 10 exons. Bases 492 to 4337 code for a protein of 1281 amino acids. Lineage: Eukaryota; Fungi; Basidiomycota; Tremellomycetes; Tremellales; Cuniculitremaceae.
CAUUGAAAGGAUUCCAGGCUUUCAGGCUUUUUGAGCCCUGGAGUUCUAUAUUCUAUUCAUCCACCUCUACCUCGCUGCCUUGUAUGACAGGAAGAGAGAGAGAAGUGACGAGGGCCGCUACCACCACCACUGUAUGAGAGACGAAACCAUCACGACUACCAAGGUAUAAUCAAUCUAGCCAUAACCAUCAUCGCUACCACUGCGAACCUCCUCUCGUCGUCAUCACCGCCUUUUCAUCUAUUAAAAAUCGUCCAAGCUCGACACUUCACCAUAGACUCUUUCACUUGACGACCAGCGACCAUUGACCACCAUUCCGGAUCCGUAUAAUCAUAUUCCACACUCUUCGUCGGCUGGUACAAGCUCUUUACAUUAUCCCUGAUUCCUCUCAGCACGACAUUGACAAGUCAUUUCGCUGAAAGGUAGAUCCAGACUCAAAAGGUAUUUCCCAUAUCUGUCCUCAGGCCGGUCUUCAGGGGAUCAUUCUUUCCACCAUGCCAUCUCCACCCCGCCCUUCACUGUUCGAGAAGAGCUCGUCGCUCUCCCCAGAUCCUCCCAAGACCUCUAAUGCCCGAGCGAAGGAAGGUCGAACUCCUCCUCCUCCGGCCCCGAGCGCUGCAUUUGCCAAGCGGGCCAGAGAGACGGUCACGACCGAGCAUGGACCUCUGUCGAUCGGAGAAGAUGAAGGACAGCAAGUCAUCGAAGACGAGGUAGUCAGUAGUGCAGGGUAUCGACGGGCAAGGGCAGGUACACUCCCGUCGAGUCUGGAAGCACCACCUCGCUUUACGACCGAUGAGCCAGUCCCUCCUCUUCCAAUGAACGACGCCACGCCCGUUCCUACACGUACAUCAGCUCUAUCUCCUGCUUACCCCGUGAAUCCCGCUGCUAGUAGGCCAGGUCUACGGCAUGCCAAUUCAACUGCUGGUAAUGUCGAAUCACCCUCUUCAGGUCGGAACCGUUCUGGAUCAUUGACUCUUCCUAAGAAUGGAGUAGGCAAUGCGUUUGGAUCUUCAGCCUUCUCAAACGCUUGGCUCGCCAAUCCCAGUCAGGCUCGCACACCACUGGGUCAAUUGCAGCAGGAGGAAGAGCAGAACGCCUCCACGAUGUCCGACUCCGCUGCAUCUCUUGAUCUCAACUUCUCCACCCUCGACUAUCUCGGUUUAGAAGAUGGCAACGACGUGCCUCCUGCGUCCAUGGCUGAACUGCGGAACCAGGCUCAACGAGCUAUUGCUAAUUCGGGUCCAGCAUCUCGACACCGAGCCAGUACCGUAUCCAACUUUGCUCGUCCUCAUCGCCAAUCAGUGGUUGGCAUCGGGGCCUACGGUCAGUACGACAAAGACCAUGGCGAAGAGCUUGCUGGGCAGAUGGCUGAAAUGGGGCUCUACGACGCGAACGAAGAUAUCUACAAUGCUGGAGGCUAUGGGUAUGGCCAAGGCACACCUAAUUCUAAGGAUUCUCAUCGACCUCGGGCAACGACGAUUGCAGGACUCGACGGACGUAGAAUGCCAGCCGGAGGCUUCCUCAGCUCCAUUCCACAGUCUCCCGUUCAGGCGAACAUGUUUGCACCUCAAGGCCUCUCCGCACACUAUGGUUACCCCCCUCGAACUCGCGCGGGCACUGAUGCUGGGCGUCAGCGAGAUCAUUCACAGAGUCGUGCACCAAGAAUGUCGUUCUCCUCCUCCAUAUCUCGAGCUACAACCCCUGACGUGACAGGCACAUCUACGCCCCAGGUACCCACCAGGAGUUUAUGGAUCGGAAAUCUCGAUGUAGGUGCUACGAGCGCCGCCCUGCUUCACGUCUUUGCGCCCUACGGCGCCAUCGAAAGCGUGCGAAUGCUGCCAGAAAAGACAUGCGCAUUCGUCAAUUUUAUGGAGAAAGGUGAUGCUAUUCGGGCAAGAGACGACGUUCUCAAUCGAAUGGGAGGGCACGUCACUGCGCUGUCAGAGACGGCUCCAGUACGCAUAGGUUUCGGCAAGAUCGACUCCGCCCCGUCCGCUUCCGCCAAUGGCACAGGUCAUCGAUCCACCGCAUCUGCUUCGGCGCUCAUGUAUCCAAGUACGAGUACCGGUACGAACGGUUCUUCUACGCCUGCGCAAACUCUUCCUCCCGUGCCACCUCUUCCAGCCAAUAUCGUCAAUCUUGUGCCGCUGUCAGCCGGCGUUGGCUCCCUUGACCAUGGAACUGAAAUUUCCUCCAUGCCAACUCGGGCACUGUGGAUUGGCAGCAUUCCAGGUACGACAAGUUCCGCCACUCUCUUACAAAUCUUUUCGCCUUUUGGACCUGUGGAAUCCGCAAGAGUCCUCAUGCACAAGUGCUGUGGCUUUGUCAAUUUUGAACGCCUAGAUUCCGCAGUCUCGGCUAGGACUGCUCUCAAUGGUCGGGACAUCCUUGGCUCUGACGUUGGACCCAUUCGGAUCGGGUUCGCUCGAGUGCCAACCAAAUCACCCGUUCUCGGGGAUGAUGAAGACGACGAGACGUCACCCGAGAAGCUCACGGAGCAACUUUCAACCGUCAAAGGAGCUACGUCUGUCUCGACCGAGCAACAAGUGUCUGUCGAAGGCGGUGGUGUGGAGAACUAUCGAAGUCAACUGGUUUUGGACCUGGUCAAGCAAGGAGUGCACGAACAAGUCCUCGAAAAGGGUUUGAGUGACGGAGGCGAGGUAACAGAGCAACAAAUGAUUAUGUCUGUGCUCAGUGGUGGUCGGCCAGAGGAGGAUUCCGAUGUCAAGGCCGCUGCUGAACCUCGUGCGCCGAGCAGCUACUACACUGCCAUUCCAAUUAUCACUGAACGACCUCAUCGCCGCUUUGACUCACCUAGGCUCAAGGAUAUGCGAAGACAGCUUGAUGGAGGUCCAUGCACUCUUGCCGAAAUUGACGCUAUGACUGACGAAUUGAUGGAAGAUUGCGCGGAGCUCGCUAGCGAUUAUAUUGGCAACACGGUCAUUCAAAAGCUCUUUGAGCGCUGCUCGCCUCGUCUCCGCCGAGCCAUGCUCGAGAAGAUUGCCCCUCAUCUCGCCAUGAUUGGAAUCCACAAAAAUGGUACUUGGGCUGCUCAAAAGAUCAUUGAAUGUAGCCACGAGCCCGCAGACCGGCAAUUGAUCGUGGACAAUCUCCGACCGUUCGCCCCUCCUCUCAUGUGCGAUUCCUUGGGCAACUACGUCUGCGCUGGGACACUUAGGUUCGGCGGGCCUUGGAAUAGCUAUGUCUUUGACGCGAUGAUUGAUCGAAUGUGGGAUAUCGCCCAGAGUCGAUUCGGGGCAAGGUGCAUGAGAACUUGUCUUGAGAGUAACUUUACAUCAUUAUAUCAAAAGAAACGCAUAUCCGCCGGUAUCAUUCUUAACUCCAUCCCUCUCGCCACGAACCCGAACGGCGCGCUGUUACUGACCUGGCUUGUGGACCAAUCUAAUCUCCCUGGCCGAUAUGGACUGCUCUCAAACCGAUUCGCUCCUCAUAUUGCGCAUCUCUGCACGCAUAAGUUGGCCUCAUUAACGGUGCUGAGAAUCAUUUCUCAAACGGCCGAGCCUCACGCCGCUUCUUCCCUCCUCCAUGCAAUCUUCACAUCUGCAAAGGACAGCGUACUUCUGGACAUUCUUGGAGAUGCUAACAAUGGCGCUCAAGUCAUCGGUAAGAUGCUAGCGAUCAGCACCAUCUCUGCCGAGGACAAAUCAAUGUGUCUUGAAGCAUGCCGACGCGUCCUGCCCUCUAUCAAGGCCGCUUCGACUCCACCGUAUCGCGUCUUGCUGGAGGCUGUGGGCCUUCCCAUUCCAUCCGGACACAUGGGACAGUCCUUUGCACCAAGACCAGUAUGGGGCAACCAAGGACUCCCGAGCCUUCCCGCUCAACAUCAGAUGCCUCAACAUCCAGCAUACGGCUACUACCCUGCGUAUCAUCAACCCAGUCCCUCGCCCGUCUCUGGAGGCGGGCUCACCCCUGGUGGUCUCACUCCGUAUGGUACCAUGGGCCAAAAUCUAUCGCCUUUGCUCGUCGCUCAGAACAUGCCCCUUCAACCAAGAGGCAAUUCCAGCCCCAAAGUCAAUGCCUCUCCUAGGACCCCCUUGAACAGACAUCGGGGUCGUUUAUCUCCAGCUUCGCAGAUGAUGAGUCCAGGUUCUGACCCUUUCAACCCAUUUGCAUCACCAAGCAUCGACAUGCCUUAUUUUCAAAAUCAAGGACUUCGAGUCGGCUCCGCCUUGUCUCAACCUCCCGUCACGUUUGAACCCCAACCGAAUGUCGGAGGAUUGGGUAUCAUGGGCCAGUCAUCUGGCUCGGGGGCAAAUCAAAUGUACUAUGGACAAAUGAUGCAGCAGCAGCCGAGCAUGUUUGCUGGCUAUCGAUCUUAAGCUGCCUCCUCCUGCCAUCCCCCACCUUGCUACCUUUCCCUUCUUGUGCCGACAUGUGUUAUUCGUCCACGAAUCAAAAGCACGCAACAGAAGCUCGUUUCAGCAGCUCUGACGAUCACUUUCCACCUUUCUUACAUCAUCCACCGGAGACAGAAAAACCAUUUACAAGUAUAUUGUGUAUACCUCUUUCGCCUGCAUUUUUAUUUCCUUGCAUCUUCAAUAGAUCUCGCCCUCUAGAGCAGAUACAGAGGCGACAUUCAACCUUGCUGAGAGCUGAACCAGAGCCAUCUGCGGACCUCUGUCUAUAUUUUAUAUUCUUUCACUACAAUUCAAUUUUACGGCUGGUCCCGGAAGAUGCAUUGUGUCCGCU